Zootermopsis nevadensis is the source of this 2941-nucleotide messenger RNA. It is a transcript of the gene for, whose product is annotated as cGMP-dependent protein kinase for. Gene Ontology annotation, molecular function: cGMP-dependent protein kinase activity; ATP binding. Gene Ontology annotation, biological process: protein phosphorylation. The record is from RefSeq and is a predicted model, not a curated record. Lineage: Eukaryota; Metazoa; Arthropoda; Insecta; Blattodea; Termopsidae.
UGUCGAGAGAAGGCCUGAAGCAGACAAGGCGUGGAUGUGAUCGCGGAGAGCUGAGGAUGGUCGGUCGUGUUUGUGGCUGAGUAAUUGUUUAUGGACCAGUGCUGCCAACAGCCGUCUAUGCGUGUGUGUUUUGAGACGUUGUGUUUCUCGUCGCAGCGGCUAGCUGAAGACGAGGAAGACUCCAACAUGGCGACUUCACUGCCUGUAGUGAACGGGGCUCCUGGCGAGCCCCUCGUCAUGGAUUCAGCAGGGGACAACCAGCAGGAGCUGCAGGCCCUGGUUCAAACCAAGGACCUUAGGAUACGGGAUCUGGAGGCCCAGCUCCGGCUUCGCGAACAGGAGAUCCUGGAGCUCAGGUCCCAUCUGGACAAGUUCCAGAGCGUGUUCCCAUAUCACAUCAAGAACAACCAACUUCGACCCCGGAAGAAGAGGGCGCAGGGCAUUUCCGCGGAACCACAGAGCCACAGUACGAUACAGGAGUUGAGCGAGCAAAGCUUCCCCACAUUCGAUAAGAACGACAGGUCGCGGGACCUCAUAAGGAGCGCCAUUUUGGACAAUGAUUUUAUGAAAAACCUGGAGAUGACGCAGAUCCGCGAGAUUGUGGACUGCAUGUACCCGGUGGAGUACGCUGCGGGCAGCCUAAUCAUCAAGGAGGGUGCAGUGGGAAGCAUCGUCUACGUCAUGGAAGAGGGCCGUGUGGAGGUGUCGCGGGAGAACAAGUACCUCAGCACCCUCGCUCCCGGUAAGGUGUUUGGUGAGCUGGCUAUUCUGUACAACUGCAAGAGGACAGCCACCAUCAAGGCUGCCACGGACUGUAAGCUAUGGGCCAUCGAGCGCCAGUGCUUCCAGACCAUCAUGAUGCGCACUGGCCUCAUCCGUCAAGCAGAAUACACGGACUUCCUUAAGAGUGUCCCCAUCUUCAAGAACCUGCCAGAGGAAACAUUGACCAAAAUCUCAGAUGUGCUUGAAGAGACAUUCUACAAUCCAGGCGAUUACAUCAUUAGGCAAGGUGCUCGUGGUGAUACAUUCUUCAUCAUCAGCAAAGGACAGGUGAAAGUGACGAUAAAGCAGCCCAACUCCGGGGAGGAGCAGUACAUACGCACCCUUCAGAAGGGAGACUUCUUCGGAGAAAAGGCUCUGCAGGGUGAUGACCUGCGUACAGCCAACAUCAUCGCCGAUGAACACGAGGGUGUGACUUGUCUGGUGAUUGACCGUGAGACAUUUAACCAACUCAUCUCUAGCCUCGAUGAGAUCAGAACACGGUACAAGGAUGAGGGCGUGGAGAGGAGGAGAAUCAAUGAGGAGUUCCGGGAUGUAAAACUUGCAGACCUGCGAAUCCUGGCAACCCUGGGAGUUGGUGGCUUUGGGCGUGUUGAGCUGGUGCAGAUUGCUGGGGAUCCAAUGAGGUCAUUUGCUCUUAAGCAGAUGAAGAAGAGUCAGAUUGUGGAGACGCGGCAACAGCAGCACAUCAUGUCUGAGAAGGAGAUCAUGGGCGAGGCAAAUUGCGAGUUCAUCGUCAAGUUGUUCAAGACUUUCAAAGACCGCAAAUACCUGUACAUGCUCAUGGAGGCAUGCCUUGGAGGCGAAUUAUGGACUAUCCUCAGAGACAAGGGUCACUUUGAUGACUCCACCACACGCUUCUACACAGCCUGUGUUGUGGAGGCGUUCGACUACCUGCACAGUCGCAACAUCAUUUACAGAGACCUCAAGCCAGAGAACCUUCUGCUUGAUGUGAAUGGAUAUGUCAAACUGGUUGAUUUUGGAUUUGCAAAGAAACUGCAGCAAGGACGUAAGACGUGGACGUUCUGCGGUACUCCAGAGUAUGUGGCACCUGAGGUGAUCUUGAACCGAGGCCAUGAUAUCAGUGCAGACUACUGGUCACUUGGUGUGCUCAUGUUUGAGCUGCUUACAGGAACACCACCGUUUACUGGGUCUGACCCAAUGAAGACUUACAACAUUAUUCUAAAAGGCAUUGAUGCAAUUGAAUUCCCACGCAAUAUCACUAGAAAUGCUACGGCGCUGAUCAAGAAGCUGUGUCGGGACAACCCGACAGAGAGGCUUGGUUAUCAGAAGGGUGGCAUUAGUGAGAUCCAGAAGCACAAGUGGUUCGAUGGCUUCAACUGGGAAGGCCUCAUCAAUCACACCCUGAUUCCCCCCAUAACUCCAAAGGUGCGAAAUGUGACUGACACGAGCAACUUCGAUGAAUAUCCUCCUGACAGUGAGGGGCCCCCUUUGGAUGACCUCACAGGCUGGGAUGCUGAGUUUUAGACCCUGUUUCUGGUGCUGUGUCACUGUGAUGACCCAGAUUGGUGCAACUCGAGGCUAGAACACGUUCACAAUAAGUAUUAGUUGAUACGCUGUUGAUCUGGAUUACAGAGUGCCAUUCCUGCAGUAGUUUGUAAAUAGUGAUCCCUUCCAGCUGAGCACACGUUGUUGAAGAAGAUGGUUUCCCCACUUGUUUUAAAUUUGUAUUGAGUGCCAUUUAAACAGUGCAAGGGAAGAAGGCUUGUUUAACACAUUUGAUUAUGUUAAAGACUGCCACACGGUUUGUAGUUGAUUAAGGUCCUGAUAAUCUUGUGACAUUUUUGAACUGAAAGCGAACAACGAUGUAAUUAAUUUGUACAAAGCGUUUCUAAGUGAAAGUGUGUAUAAAGAGAUGGUAAAUUUCUUAGAAUCCUGAGGGUAAGAUUAUUUUUUGUCCUGGUUUUCUAAGCAUACUACCAUUGCAAUAUUCUUGCCAUUGCAAUAGAAAUUAUUAAGUUAGUUAUUUUAUAUAUGUUACGUUUGAAUGAUAUAGUUUAUAAAUUAAUAUGUACAUAUGUCACUCUAACAUUUGCACAUAGACUUAACCCCGUAGUGUGUGAUGCUUGAUAACAGAAAGGCAAUGCUUUGUUCAGAGAGAUGGUGUAUUUAAAAUAAAGUUUUAUAUUACCUGCCUGCC